Molecule: messenger RNA, 4151 nt
Organism: Mus musculus (house mouse)
Lineage: Eukaryota; Metazoa; Chordata; Mammalia; Rodentia; Muridae
Product: predicted gene, 57852
Exons: 4
Coding region: 419-1354 (311 amino acids)
Source: RefSeq, marked validated
CUUCAGCUCCGCGUCUCCAGGUGUUGUGCGCUGCCUGUGCUCCGCUGCUGCUUCUUCCCUUCUAUCAUUCUCAGGCAUGGAAGGCCAUAACUAGGACCGUGCCCAGACCACAGCAAGAGACAGCUCCUCUUGCCGUUUUGAGUCCCUGGGCUGAUACCACGCUUGGGCGCCAAGAUUCCAAUCCCAUUCCCCUUCCCCAGGAAAUUAGUCCUUCUUCCUUGCAGGUGAGUCCAGUGACCUCAGGGCUCCAAAAAGUUUGGAACUGAAUCUCUUCUAAUGUCUACUCAAAGGUCUCUGGAACUCGAGGUUCCUGAAGAGCUCCACUAAGGACUCCAGAUCGCCAGCCUCUGUGUGUACUUCUCUCCUAAUUUGAAGAUUCAUUUCCUAUCUCCUCAAACUCACUACUAUUCAACGUGUCAUGGUUUCCAAACCCAGGACUGAAUGGAGCACUGUCCUGUCCCACCUGGUAUUGGCAGGGGUGUCCCUGCAUGCAGCGGUGAGCUCUGUACAGUGUACUAACGGUCACUUGAUGUGCGCUGGCUGUUUUAUCCACCUACUAGCAGAUGCCCGGCUGAAGGAGGAGCAGGCCACAUGUCCCAACUGUCGUUGUGAGAUCAGUAAGAGCCUCUGCUGCCGGAACCUGGCUGUGGAGAAAGCUGUGAGCGAGCUGCCUUCAGAGUGUGGCUUCUGUCUGCGUCAGUUCCCUCGCUCCCUCCUAGAGAGGCACCAGAAAGAGGAAUGCCAGGACAGGGUGACACAGUGCAAGUACAAGCGUAUUGGCUGCCCGUGGCAUGGCCCUUUCCAUGAGCUGACAGUGCAUGAAGCUGCGUGUGCUCACCCGACCAAGACAGGCAACGAGCUGAUGGAGAUCCUCGACGAGAUGGACCAGAGCCACCGCAAGGAGAUGCAGCUCUACAACAGCAUCUUCAGCCUGCUCAGCUUUGAGAAGAUCGGCUACACAGAAGUUCAGUUCCGGCCUUACCGCACUGAUGACUUCAUCACACGCCUGUACUAUGAAACACCACGGUUCACAGUACUGAACCAGACAUGGGUCCUGAAGGCUCGUGUGAAUGACUCGGAGCGCAACCCCAACCUGUCGUGCAAGCGCACACUUUCCUUCCAGCUACUCCUCAAGAGCAAGGUCACAGCACCCCUGGAGUGCUCUUUUCUUCUGCUCAAGGGCCCAUACGACGACGUGAGGAUCAGUCCUGUUAUCUACCACUUUGUCUUCACCAAUGAGAGCAAUGAGACAGACUAUGUGCCGCUGCCCAUCAUCGACUCUGUGGAGUGCAACAAGCUGCUGGCCGCCAAGAACAUUAACCUGCGGCUCUUCCUGUUCCAGAUACAGAAGUAAGAUGGACCCGGGCACCUGAGGAGCAGAGGGCUGCAGUCCGGUAGUGCUGUCCCACCCAUCCCUGGCUUGGCAGCAGCUUCACACAACUAUAUGAUCAUUUUAGCAAAGGAGGAGAACAAACAGAAUCAAACACUGAGAAAGUCUGCAUGCGUGUGCAACCGGGUCCCUGCCUCUGGCUCACCUUCCUCCCCUCUGCCUCCCACCUCCUGCAGGCAGCCAGAGGCUGAGCUGAUCACAGUGGAGACAGCACUCUGGGCGCCUCAGGUACAGGUGGUGAGGAGGGCAAGAAGCCACCCUUAUCCCAGCUCCCAUCCUCACAUCGAGGUGGCACGGUGGUUCCCUGGCCGGGCUCAGGGGCCCUGGCUGACUUCAGACAGCAUAUUUGAUUGCAAUUAAAAAGGCAGCCUUGUUUCCUACUUUCUGUUUUGUUGGAGGGGGAAGGUGUGGCCGUGAAUGGACUUCAUGGGAGAUUUGGUUUGGCCUGGUGGUCAGAACCUGCCCCGUCGUCUCUGAUACCGCACCUAUGUGUGCAUCCCAGGAAAGACUUAAGAGACACUGCCCCCCCACCCCCCCCACAGUCUUCUCAGAGGGAUUGGGACUAAGGCCUGGCCAGUGAGCCAGAAAGGGUUGGCCUUCCCCAGCCGCUGACCACUCAGAGGAAGCAGGACUUGGCUGGUAGGGCUAAACAAAUGUUUUCGGAAUGCAGGGUGAAAUUCUGUCUCUUCCAGGAAAAAAAAAAAUCAACUCUACAGGCUCUGUAAGUGAUGCAGGUUUAGUGAGAGAGAAGGAAUCUGUUUGCUUUACUCAGCACAGAGGGCCAGGUGUCCUCAGGGUGCCCAGGAGGCAGCUACUGUCCGAGGCCUGCGUUUAGUGGUGGCGGGGGCACCACAGGACCAAGGCAGAGCAGCACGGUUUAUCAUGUAGGCAAUGUAGGCCUUCCCCUCACUAGCCCAUUCACAGAUGCUCUGAGUGGUGGUUGUAAGCAGGACAAGUAUUAGGGCCUCACGUACUAUGAAGCAGCCGUGCUUGAAUAGGGCUAGGCCCUGGUCCUUUUCCCUUGGAUUCCUCAGAGGGACUGAGAAGGGUAGGACUUGCCUCCUUCAGUCUUUGCUUAGGAGAUGAGGCUCUUCGUCAUAGCUUUUCGUUGCUUUAAUACCAAAGAACUGGUUUCCUCUGCCCUAACCAGACCUUCACACGCCUCAGAGUAGUCCCUACCAACCCGUGCAAACUGCCCCGGCCUGGGCCUGGGCCUGAGCCUGGGUCUGAACUGCCCUGUGCCUUCCAAACCAAGGGACAGGGUAGCCCUGGACAUGUGAGUACAAGUGCUGAUGUCCCACCCUGACCUUCAAGAGGGCAAACGGGCUGACAGAUGAGGAAAGGACAUGGGGUACAGGCCCUGUCUGUUUCCACUUGGGCCCUCCCACCUUCUCAUAGGCUGAACGUUUUCAGCACCUAGUUUGGCUUCCUGCAUGGGGCUUGUGGGAAUUCUCUUCUGCAGAUACGGCUUCUGCCUACUACAAAGGAGCCCAUGCCAGAGUCAGCACAUCCAUGAAUGCAGUGGCCUUCGAUUCCGAUAUGGCUCCUCGAUGUCCUCUGCCCUUAGGGACAGAGGACCUUUGGAAAACAGGCUCCUCUGGGAGUCCCUCUAGAUUCCAAGGUGAUGGUGUAAAAAAGUAGGGCAGGGCUAGCUUGCCCUAAUAACCCAUGUGCGAGCGACCGACUCCUAGAAAGCAGCCUGAAGGUCUCUCAGGAAGAGAAGAUAGAAGGCUUUUUCCCCACGGCAAAGCCAACCGGGACACAGUGGGCAUGAGGAGAAAAGCUGGGCUGGCGGAGGCUCAGAGGCAGCAGAGCUUUGGGUAUUUGUAUGUGGAGCUGAGAGGCAUACCCCAAGGUACAUAGGGUUAGAGGCUGUGCCUGGAUGAGACCCACCGAGGGGGAAGAGUGUGUCAAGGGGUACCUAGGAGACCUGCUAAGCCGUCCCAGCAACAGGGCCCGUGUGGCCCCUACACUAUGACUGACAUGUGCAGCUGUUGAGCCUUCCAGCCUAGGGAACCAAACAUGGAGAAGACUAGUGUUUCUUGGCUAUGCUGGGGACUGGCAUACAAAUCUUUCAGCACUGUCACUGUGGGCCCUUUAUUUAGGGCUGGGGGGCACCAUAUCUACUGGCUUGUGUCCAGGAUCUUGUUACCUUGCUGUUCUAACCUGGUUCUUUGUUGUCUCUGAGGACUGGAGAGGGGUUCGGCCUCAGUAGGUGUUGGGGAGGCUGCCAGAGGGGGCUGCGCGGGCUAAGCCAGGCCUCCCCCUCCUUCCACCUGUCUCAUCCCCACUUCCUGUGAGCACCACAUCCCUCAGUUUGCCCAAAGUGAGACAUUUACAAAACAAUAAAAAUACUUUUCUAAAGAGCAGAGCAAGUGUUUUUAUGGUUGUUGGAAAUGACUUUAUAUGUCAGUUUUUUGUGGUUUGCAUUUUUCUUUGAAUAUUUUCUGUAUGCACAUGUAGUUAAAAAAAAUAUUCCAAACCAUGUUUUGUCUGUGUUUCCUUACCAGAAGACAGCCUCAUGGUGGGGCUCCCUGUGCUCUGUUAGCCUCUCUUGCUGACCAGCCUGUGCCUCAUGCCCCAGGCCUAUAGCCCUGUGAAGCACCCGGAUAGAGAAGCUAGACUAACUCUAAAGGGAAGCUGAUUCCACAGUUUGGUCUCUACAUUUACUGAUUCGUCUCUGACUCACACACAAACCAUGGCAUGCGCGCGCGCACACACAAGCUAAUAAUAAUAAAGUUUUAAAAAACUGCUUGUGAAA